AUGUCAUUCCCUCUAGCGCGACAAGCUCUUGGGGGGAUUAGGAGCAAAACAACGAGAGCAUCGUUGUCAUUGAAAUGUCGAGGUUCAUUAGCGAGUGGGAUCUUGCGAUUAAGCCCAUCGGGAACCAGGGCUCUACGGCAUUCAUCUUCACCAUGGACAAAUUCACUGCAGAGGCUCGGUGAAAGGGGGAUUGCCACGACAAUUUCAGCCUCUGAAUUGCAGUUCGGUCAGCCAGUUCAUGAGACUCACCCGCACAUACUAAAGGCUGGAGAAUUAACACCAGGAAUCUCCGCUCAAGAGUACUAUGAUCGCCGACAAAACCUUGCAGCUCUUCUCCCUGAAAAUGGAAUCGCCAUCCUGGCGUCAGCCGAGCUCAGGUACCGCUCUGGCGCCGUCUUCUACCCCUUCCGCCAGGACUCCAACUUCCUCUACCUGACGGGCUUCGCCGAACAGGAUGCCGUGGCCGUGAUCCGAAAAACCGGCCAGAACGAUCACGAAUUUAGGCUGUACGUCAGGCCGAAGGACGCCGCGGCCGAACAGUGGUCCGGCCCUUGGAGCGGCGUCGAGGCAGCCAUGGACGUGUGGAACGCCGACGUCGCCGGGCCCAUCUCCACAGCCGCGCACGAGGUUGGUAAACUGGCCAAGGCCGCCUCGCCGGCCAUCUACACCGACGCUCCCGCGUACGGCGGGGGCACCGGUGCUGUGAAGCCGCUUGCGCCGCUGGUCAACUCCCUGCGUGCCGUCAAGUCCCCCGCCGAGGUGGCCAACAUGCGCCACGCGGGCCGUGUCUCGGGGCGGGCUUUCACGGCCGCAAUGCGAGGUGAUGCAUCCGGAUCCGACUGGAAGUAUGAGCGUGAUCUUGCCUUGUUCUUUGACCACACGUUUGCCACGACUGGUUGCGACGGCCAGGCAUAUGUGCCAGUUGUGGCAGGCGGGUCCCGUGGCAGCAUGAUUCACUACGUGCACAACAACCGCGAUCUGCCGCCAGGCGAGAUGGUACUGGUGGACGCCGGUGGUGAGUACGGCACAUACAUCACCGACAUCACUAGGACAUGGCCUAUCAAUGGCAAGUUCACCCCUGCGCAGCGAGACCUGUAUGAAGCCGUACUCAAGGUACAACGGUCGGCUGUGUCGUUGUGCCGCGCGGAUUCAGGGUUUUCUCUGGACAAGAUCCACAUGAUUGCCCAGGAUGGACUACGCGAUCAAUUGACACAGCUUGGCUUUGAAUUUGAUGGGAGGAAUGGGCGGACAAUACAGACGUUAUUCCCGCAUCACUUGAGUCACUAUGUUGGCCUGGAUGUUCAUGAUACGCCUGGAUAUUCUAGGAGCGUGCCCCUAGAGCAAGGCCAUUGUGUCACAGUCGAGCCCGGUAUUUACGUGCCCGACGAUGAGCGUUGGCCUGAGCAUUUCCGCGGAAUGGCCAUACGCAUUGAGGACAGUAUAUGCGUUCUAGACGAUGUGCCACUUGUUUUAACAUCCGAGGCAGUCAAGGAGGUGGUUGAUGUGGAAGCUCUACGGGCAUGA
Molecule: messenger RNA, 1524 nt
Organism: Pyricularia pennisetigena
Lineage: Eukaryota; Fungi; Ascomycota; Sordariomycetes; Magnaporthales; Pyriculariaceae
Exons: 2
Coding region: 1-1524 (507 amino acids)
Cellular component (GO): mitochondrion
Molecular function (GO): metalloaminopeptidase activity; manganese ion binding
Source: RefSeq, a predicted model, not a curated record